Messenger RNA from Vigna umbellata (rice bean), 2240 nucleotides. RefSeq names its product peptide-N-glycanase 1 (gene PNG1). Gene Ontology annotation, biological process: glycoprotein catabolic process; protein deglycosylation. Gene Ontology annotation, cellular component: nucleus; cytosol. Gene Ontology annotation, molecular function: peptide-N4-(N-acetyl-beta-glucosaminyl)asparagine amidase activity. The record is from RefSeq and is a predicted model, not a curated record. Lineage: Eukaryota; Viridiplantae; Streptophyta; Magnoliopsida; Fabales; Fabaceae.
AAAAUAUUUAUUUGGUGUAAAAAAGAAGGUUUACUCAGGGGAAGUUGACCAGAGAGAAAGGAGAUGGUGGCGCGCAAGUUUCAGGUGGUUCACGACGACUCUGAUUUUGAUAUCAAUUACGACACAGACGAUGGCUUCGAAGUUUUUCAGUUCCAGCUUUAUUCCCUCACUUCCGUUCCACCUCAUCAGCAAAAGAUUUUUGGAGCCGAACAAGAUACACCAGUCACCACUGAUUCUGAUCUCAUCGCCGUUUCUGACAAACUACGACUCGUCUCGGUCAAGGACACCGAACCGGAACCGGAACCGGAACAGGAACAAAGUUAUUCCGAUUUGUUGAAAUCAGAUGAGGAAUUGGCCCGACUCUUGCAGGCAGAGGAGGAAGCGCUUUUGUUGCAGCAAUAUAUGUCUAGCGAAAAUCCUCGAGAAUUUGAUAGUAGAGUGCGGUCCUACAUUAGUCAAGUUCGAAUGUAUGAAGAUCCAACGCGCCAGGAGGCUGCUCGGAAGUCUGUUCCUGUAGAAGAGCUUGAGGAGAAAGCUUUGGUCUCUUUGGCUAAGGAGGGGAACUUCAAGCCAUCGAAAAUAGAACAAGAUCAUGCUUUCAUGCUGCAGCUGCUUUUCUGGUUCAAAAAAUCCUUCAGAUGGGUGAAUUCACCAUCGUGUAACGAUUGUGGUAAAGAAACUGUAGGCCAGGGCAUGACUUCUGCACUUCCUUCUGAGACACUUUAUGGAGCUUCUAGGGUUGAACUCUAUCGUUGCACCUUUUGCUCCAAACUUACUCGUUUCCCUCGGUACAAUGAUCCAAUGAAGCUUGUGGAAACAAGAGAGGGCCGCUGUGGGGAAUGGGCCAAUUGCUUUACUCUCUAUUGUCGAGCUUUUGGCUAUGAUUCACGUCUGAUCUUGGACUUUACGGAUCAUGUUUGGACAGAGUGCUUCUCUCAAUUCUUGGGCAGAUGGAUGCAUCUUGACCCAUGUGAAGGAAUCUAUGACCAGCCAUUAUUAUAUGAAAAAGGGUGGGGGAAAAAGUUAAAUUAUGUAAUAGCCAUAGCAAAAGACGGGGUUUAUGAUGUCACCAAACGAUAUACAAGGAAGUGGCAUGAGGUUCUGUCUCGCCGUACUAUGCUUACAGAGCCUUCUGCAUCAUCUGUAUUACGUAAUAUAACAGAAGAAAUUCGAAGAGGCCUUCCAUCUGAACUACUUUCAAUUAUUCAAGCUCGUGAUAUGGUAGAAAAUGAAGAACUUGAGAGGAGUUUGCAUGCUAAUGAUGACGAGUCAUUAUCAUUACCAGGAAGACGAAGUGGGAAUGAGGAAUGGCGCAAAUCCAGAUUAGAGAUUGGUUCUGAUGAGCUAAGUUCUUCUGCUUGCCCAGUUCGUUUGUGCGUAGAUGAACAUGUGACAAGGAUUUACAAUGCAUUUCAUGCUGUCCUUUAUCAAUUCGUUAGGGAAGAACUAACAAAGUUAGAAGCUGUUGAAGUACUCAGGAUUACUAAAGGAAUUCUUUUGGAUCUUCGCAAUUCCCCUUAUAAAAGUAGAAGGACCUCCAUUGAUUCAGUUCUAAAUAAACCAAAAUUUCAAAAACUGUUGCCAUCUUUUGAUGACUUACUUGGUGCACUUUCACUAGAGAAAAAAGUGAAUACAGAUGGGACAGUUGAAAUUGGUUUGGUCGCUGACCCUGUUGUUACUUCUUUAGCAUUGCCUGUUGCUCUAGAUGUUCUGGAUGACAUGAUUUACAAUCUUGACAAGUGUGAAAACUACGGCAAAGAUAUGUUUCUGCUGCCACUUCCAAAGUUAAAUAGAAUACAUUCGGGUUCGGUGUUGGCAAGUUCGGAGGAGUUGCCUUUUGGGAUUAUAACAUCAGCAUUUGAUGGAAUUAGAGUAUCUAAAUGGGAAGAACCAAAUGGAGCAAGAGGUUGUUGGAUCGUGUAUAGAACAUUUGAUUGCAAGAUGUUUGAGCUUGUAGCAUAUGAUUUGAUGUCAGCCAAUGAUGCACCAGAAAGGGAUCCAAUGAACUGGAUUCUUGAAGGUAGCAGUAAUAAGGGGAUCAAUUGGCAAGUUUUGGACAAGCAAACCUCUCAGUUCUUUGAAGACCGUUUUCAACGUAAAACAUACAAAAUCAAUUGUGCAAGCUUUCCGUGUAAUAUAUUCAGGUUUAGGUUUCUGGCAGUCAGAGAUGUUCAUUCUACUUCCCGGCUGCAAAUCGGUAGCAUUGACCUCUAUGCAAAAUCUACAUGAAAUGCAGUUAC